AUUUUGGAUGGGUAACAUCGUGCCCUGAUCCUCCCUCCCUGUCCCGGCCCACCUAUACAACCCCUGACCUACCCCCCCCCCCCCCCCCACCCCACCCUAGUCACCAUGACAUCUGCAUCCUGGCCCCAGCUGCUGGCUUUCAAACUGGCCCCUCCACCACAUGACCCCGGGAGCCCAGAGAGGAUCCUCAGCUGCGACGAGGAGAUAGAGCGUCGUUAUGAGAUCGUUCCCUCUGUGGCCUGCUCCAUGUGCUGCCUCUUCGGCAUCAUAUACUGCUUCUUUGGUUACCGUUGUUUCAAGGCGGUGAUGUUCCUAACAGGCUUGAUGUUUGGCUCCGUCAUCAUCUUUCUGCUGUGCUAUAAGGAGCGUGUCCUGGACACCCAGCUGAGUGUGGAGGCCUCGGUGGGCAUCGGCCUGGGCAUCGGUACCCUCUGUGGCCUGGUCACCAUGCUGGUGCGCUCUGUUGGACUAUACAUGGUGGGGCUACUGCUGGGACUACUGCUGGGCAUCGCCUCACUGGUGGUAAUGGAGGAGUUCCACCACCCGCGGACGGUGUGGGUGCCCCUGGGGGUGUUGCUGGGGUCGGGCAUGCUGUUCGCCGUCCUCACCCUCCAAUGGCAGCGCUUCUUCACCACCCUCUCCACCGCUGUGUUCGGCUCGGCUGUCAUCACCGUCACUGUGGACUACUUCAUUGAACUGUUUGCCCUCGUCAGAUACAUAUUUGAGAGGAUCAAGGUGGCUCCACCCCGUCCUGUCUGCUGGUUCACCUGGGUCAUCAUGGGGGUGUGGCCUGUACUGGCAUUGCUGGGGGUCCUCAUCCAAUGGAAGGUCACCGCCGAGGGAUACUCACACACUGAGGUGGUUCUCAGUCGACAGCAGCGGAGGGUCCAGUUGAUGAGGAUCCACCAGAAGGAAGAGAGGAUGCAGAAAGAAGUGAGGAAGAAGAAGAAGAGACAGAAGCAACAAAAGCAGAAGCAGCCGGAGCCGCUCCAGCAUCAGCAGUACCACCGCCCUCCUCCACCUACCUACCCUCCUCCUACCGCCGCCACCACCGCCACCGCCACCACCACCACCACCAACAAACCCCUCCUCCCUGAGCCUAUCACCUACCACAGGAAACCAAACCCCAUUCGACGUUUCGAUGGGGACGUGCUGUCCCCUAGUUACAUCGCUAGUUUCCGGGACAGACAGGUGGACAGACGGGAUUACCCUCACCACAGCAGGCCGAUCGCCAGGCACCACAUGGCUGACCGUGACUACGACUGUGGAUCCCAAGUACCCCUGACCGCCCCCAAUGGACCGGCUGUACGAGUUUGACAUUGACAAUAACCUUUAUUAUCCGUGACAGUGCUCCUACUGGUUUGGAGUGGUACUGUUUGUCCUUUUCCUUGUCCAGUGAAGGUCUCCAGUGUCCAGAUUGAAUGUUAAUCUCUGUAUUAAUGUAAUCUGAGGUGGAUAUUAGAAGGUUCAUGUCACCCGUCAGACUGAGAUUGACCUUUGAACCCUGGACUGACUUAUUC
Messenger RNA from Oncorhynchus keta (chum salmon), 1520 nucleotides. It is a transcript of the gene tmem198aa, whose product is annotated as transmembrane protein 198a. Gene Ontology annotation, cellular component: cytoplasmic vesicle; plasma membrane. The record is from RefSeq and is a predicted model, not a curated record. NCBI's taxonomy places the organism in Eukaryota, Metazoa, Chordata, Actinopteri, Salmoniformes, Salmonidae. The coding region runs from base 106 to 1317 and encodes 403 amino acids. Gene Ontology annotation, biological process: positive regulation of canonical Wnt signaling pathway. The transcript is spliced from 6 exons.